AUGCGCAGGAAAAGCGAUGAACUUCAGCAAGGUAAUGCCAAGGCUGCCAAACCUCAACAACUUUGGUCCGAAGACAAGAGUGACGACGAUUAUGAUGAUGAGGACGAGGGUGGAAAAGGUGGCAAAGGUGGCCACAACGGUAAUGAAUGUGCUACCCGUUCGGUUUCCAUCUUAAUUGGAUCUAGCACCUUCGACAUUCCCUGCUUGGGAGCCGGUUCCAUCGUUAAUCUUAACGGCCUUCUUCCCUCCUUCGUAUCCACUUCGUCAGUUGACACCUCUACGUCCAUUCAAGCUUCUUCGUCGUCGUCGUCAGCGUCCACAUAUAGUGCAACUGAAUGGACUGACUCAAGUUCCGUAGCGACUUCAUCGCAGCCUGGUGGUACUAGCGAAUCCGAAACAGAAACAAUGACAGAAGCUGCAACAACUACGACUAAUACAGACAUACCGACACCAACCGUUCCUUGCACUCCAAAUCUCGAGGGAGACCUAGUAUGUGCUCAAUCUGGUGUGCUACCGUAUUUUUAUACUUGUGAUGCAGGGCAAUGGAUUAUCCGUACUUGUGGUGAAGAAGGUGUAUGCGAAACCAUUUCAGACAACGCAGUAUCUUGUUUUUUGUAG
Molecule: messenger RNA, 618 nt
Organism: Umbelopsis ramanniana AG
Lineage: Eukaryota; Fungi; Mucoromycota; Umbelopsidomycetes; Umbelopsidales; Umbelopsidaceae
Exons: 2
Coding region: 1-618 (205 amino acids)
Source: RefSeq, a predicted model, not a curated record